UCCUGGCUCCCUCCUGCCGCGGUCCGGUGCCAGGGCGUCCAGCCAGCCAGCCAGCCAGCCGCCGGCCCUGCCGCGCGUCCACCUCUCCAUCCUUUCCCCCUCCGCCCGCCCCCCGCCCAGUCCCCGGGCUCCGGCCUUGGGGGCCAGUCCCAGGCUGGAAGCAGGGGGGUCCGGCCAUGGAGGGGGGAUCGAGCCCGGCGGGCCUGGCAGAGGCUGCCGCCGCCGCCCCCAACCCCUUCGUCCACCAGCUGCGGCUCAGCCCUCUGCAGAAAGUCAAGUUCUACGUACUGGGGGCGGUGCUGGCCCCGAUCCGUGUCGCUUUGGCCUUCAUCGUUCUGUUCCUCAUAUGGCCCUUCGCUCUUCUCCAGGUGGUGGGGCUCCCAGAGGAGACGCUGCAGGAACCCUUCUCGGGAUGGAGAAACACUGUGUCCCAUGGUUCUGUCUACCUGCUGAGCCGCCUGAUGUUCUUCCUACUGGGCUUCAUGCGAAUACGGGUGCGGGGUCAAAGGGCGUCGCGGCUCGAGGCUCCUAUCCUGGUGGCUGCUCCACAUUCCACCUUCUUUGAUCCAAUUAUCCUGCUCCCCUGUGACCUCCCCAAGGUGGUUUCUCGCACUGAGAACCUUCAUGUGCCAGUCAUUGGAGCCCUGCUGAGAUUCAACCAGGCCAUCCUGGUCUCCCGCCAUGACCCAGCUUCUCGCAAGAAGGUGGUGGAGGAAGUGAAAAGACGGGCAACUUCCCAGGGAAAAUGGCCGCAGGUCCUGUUUUUCCCAGAGGGAACCUGCUCAAACAAGAAAGCCUUAUUGAAGUUUAAACCAGGUGCCUUUAUAUCUGGCGUCCCCAUCCAGCCGGUCCUUAUCAGAUACCCCAACAGUCUGGAUUCAACAACCUGGGCCUGGAGAGGACCCGGCGUAUUAAAAGUCAUCUGGCUAACAGCGUCUCAGCUCUGCACUACUGUGGAAGUGGAGUUCCUCCCAGUUUAUCAACCCAGUGCUGAAGAGGCAGUGAACCCUACGCUGUAUGCUAACAACGUUCAAAAGGUCAUGGCCCGGGCCUUGGGAAUACCCGCCACGGAAUGUGAAUUUGUGGGCAACCUUCCAGUCACCGUAGUGGGGAGCCUGAGGGUGGCACUAGAGCCACGCAUCUGGGAAUUGGGCAAGGUCCUCCGCAAAGCCAGGUGUCUGACAGGGGGCGUCAAGAGCCAGUUGGAUCUACUGCCUGUUUGUCCAUCAGGGCGGCUAGGGCUGACAGAGCUGGCCCAUUGUUUGGGGCUGGCCGGCCCUGAGGAUGCGGAGGGGCUCUUGAACUAUUUUCAACAGGACACUGAUGGAAGUAUGGACUCCCGGGAAGUGGCCCUGGCCUUGGAAGCAUUAGAGAGGGAGUAUGACCCCCAGGAUCUGACAAGCCGUGCCUUUGAGCUGUUCUCAGAGACGCGCACUGGGACGGGGGACUGCCGGCUGCACCAAGAUGGAUUCUGUGCUAUUUUGCGUCUACUACUCGGUACACCCAGAGCAGAUGGGGCUGAACUCUAUAGUCGGCUCUGCAGGGACCACAGCCAGGAUGGACUCACCCUUGAUGAGUUCCAGGAUUUCUCUCUCCGUCACCCUGACUAUGCCCGCCUGUUUAGCACGUAUUUACGCCUCCCCAUGGCCCGCGCUCUGACCAAGCCGGGCCCCCCACCCACCUACGCUAACGGCAUCCCUGCAGCCUCUCUCAAAAGCAAGGCAGACUGAAAAUCUCCCAGACCUCUUUAGCCAUGUGUAUACAAAACAAAAAUCCCACACACAGCCAUGCCACACCCUUGGCCACGCAGACCCCCUCCCCCCUGCUCGCUUGCUAACUCCGUGCCGCCAUGGUGGUUGGGCAGAGGGGGGGCGGAGACACCCCCAUCUCAGGGCAACCGUAACCGGGGAACCACAACCGCAAGUUCUUUGGGGAUUGGGGCUUCUCGCCGUUUAUUUUAAAGUUUUUAUUUUUGUUAUGUUUAAUUAUAUCAUUUUAUUUUAUUUUACGUUUGUUAUUGUUGACCUCUUUUUUUUUCUUGUUUUCGUGAGGGGAAGGAAGGACAGAAGGAUGCUUUUGUUUCAUUUUCCGUUUUGUAAAAUAUAAAGAAGUGCUAUUUUAUAUAUAAAAUAAAUAUCUAUAUCUCUAUAAUAAAAGAUACAUGUAAUAUGUUUUAAAACAAA
Eublepharis macularius is the source of this 2183-nucleotide messenger RNA. RefSeq names its product lysophosphatidylcholine acyltransferase 4 (gene LPCAT4). Gene Ontology annotation, molecular function: 1-acylglycerophosphocholine O-acyltransferase activity. The record is from RefSeq and is a predicted model, not a curated record. The transcript has 14 exons. NCBI's taxonomy places the organism in Eukaryota, Metazoa, Chordata, Lepidosauria, Squamata, Eublepharidae. Gene Ontology annotation, cellular component: endoplasmic reticulum. Gene Ontology annotation, biological process: phosphatidylcholine acyl-chain remodeling. The coding region runs from base 177 to 1730 and encodes 517 amino acids.